AUGCCGGACGAGACGAAUCAGAAGACGGCGAUGGACGUGGAGCUCGUCUCAGGCAGUAUCAGUCUCCCAUCAUUAAAGGAAAGCACGUUAGAUGAGCCCGUAUCCAUCACGAUCCUUCGUGACUUACGAUUGGUCGGUGGCAAGUUGCGUGUUGUUCUUAUGCCCAGUAACACGUCGGAGGAGACGCUCAAGGCACUUCGGGACUGGGACCUGUGGGGACCAUUAUUACUGUGUCUUACACUCUCCAUAACGUUGAGUGUGACGGCUCCUGCGGCCCAAUCGGCCAUGGUGUUUACAGGAGUUUUUAUCGUGAUUUGGGUUGGUGCUGCGAUCGUUACGAUCAAUGCGCAGCUUUUGGGCAGCUCCAUAUCGUUUUUCCAGAGUGUGUGUGUGCUGGGUUAUUGUGUCUUCCCGCUGAAUAUCGCCACACUGAUGUGUAUGCUGACUAAAGUGGUAGUCUCGCACAUCUUGCUACGUGCAGUAAUCGUCGGUGUUGGGUUUCUCUGGUCUACACGAGCGUCCGUUGUGUUCAUGUCAAAGAUGGUGCCACCCAAGCGAAAAGCUCUUACCGUGUACCCCGUCCUGCUUUUCUACAUUUUUCUCAGCUGGAUGGUCCUUAUUCAAUAA
Messenger RNA from Peronospora farinosa, 627 nucleotides. The record is from the annotation of a GenBank genome assembly. NCBI's taxonomy places the organism in Eukaryota, Oomycota, Peronosporomycetes, Peronosporales, Peronosporaceae.